GGGGUGAGUCAGUGGGGUGAGCAAUGAGGGAGAACCCGGUGCCGGGGUCCGGGGAGGGGGAGAAGGAGCAGGAGCGGCUGAAGGGCGAGGAUGGGCAGCAGCAGCCGGCGUUGCCGCUGUCCGGGCAGGGGGUGGAGGCCGGGGACGGGGACGGAGCGCUGCCCCCUGAGGGAGGCUGGGGCUGGGUGGUCAUGUUCGCCUCCAUGUGGUGUAACGGCUCCGUGUUCGGCAUCCAGAACGCCUUCGGGCUCAUCUACCUCUCGCUGCUGCGGGACUUCGGCGACGAGAAGGACGAGCACCGCCAGUUCAAGACGGCAUGGGUGGGCUCGGUGUCGAUGGGAAUGAUCUUCCUGUGCUCCCCCAUUGUCAGCGUGUUCACCGACCUGUACGGCUGCAGGAAGACGGCCGUGGCUGGGGCAGCGGUUGCGUUGGUCGGCAUCCUGGCCAGCUCCUUCGUCACGUCGCUGGGGCCCAUGUACUUCACCUACGGCGUGGUGUUUGGCUGCGGCUCGUCCUUUGCCUACCAGCCCUCGCUGGUCAUCCUGGGCCACUACUUCAAGCAGCGGCUGGGGCUGGUGAACGGGAUCGUGACGGCAGGCAGCAGCGUGUUCACCAUCGUGCUCCCGCUGCUGCUCAAGCAGCUGCUGCCCAAGAUCGGCCUGAGCCACACGCUGAGGGUGCUGUCCAUCUUCAUGUUCGUGCUGCUGCUGGCCAGCUUCACCUACCGGCCCCUGGCCGCGCCCGGCGGGGGCGGCAACACCAGCUCCGCCAAGCGCAAGCUCAACUUCAGGAAGCUCUUCAACGUGAAGAUAUGGAGGUUCCUCGGCUACCGCAUCUGGGCCUUCGGCAUUCCCACUGCCCUCUUCGGAUACUUUGUGCCUUACGUUCACCUU
Leucoraja erinaceus (little skate) is the source of this 893-nucleotide messenger RNA. Its product is annotated as monocarboxylate transporter 10-like. Gene Ontology annotation, molecular function: monocarboxylic acid transmembrane transporter activity. The record is from RefSeq and is a predicted model, not a curated record. Lineage: Eukaryota; Metazoa; Chordata; Chondrichthyes; Rajiformes; Rajidae. Gene Ontology annotation, biological process: transmembrane transport.